GGUAACGUGAUGUCAGCGAGCCUCCAUUGCCCGGCAGGCCGCACGGGGCGCUGGAAGUGACAUCAGGCUGUAUCGCAUCCGGGGCAGGGCCCGGCGGCGCGUGGGGUCGGUCCGGCGGUGCUCGCGGUGCGGCCAUGGCGGACUCUACGCAGAACGGGCCCAUGCAAGGCGGAGCCGGCGGCGGAGCCGUGCAAUUUCUGAUGGCUAACAAGUUGGAUACAGCAAUGUGGAUUUCCCGCUUGUUCACAGUUUACUGCUCUGCUUUAUUUGUCCUGCCUCUUCUAGGGUUGCAUGAAGCAGCAAGCUUCUAUCAGCGUGCCUUGCUGGCAAAUGCUCUCACUAGUGCACUCCGACUACACCAAAGGCUGCCGCACUUCCAGCUUAGCAGGGCCUUUCUGGCCCAGGCUUUGCUGGAGGACAGCUGCCACUACCUGCUCUACUCUCUUAUCUUUGUGAAUUCCUACCCUGUCACAAUGAGUAUUUUCCCAGUUCUGCUGUUCUCUUUGCUUCACGCUGCCACGUACACAAAGAAGGUUCUUGAUGCACGAGGCUAUAAUAGCCUGCCCUUUCUGAGAAAUCUUCUAGAGAAACUGAGUGCUAAUCAACAGAAUAUUCUAAAAUUCAUUGCUUGCAAUGAAAUUUUUCUGAUGCCAGCCACAGUCUUUAUGCUCUUCAGUGGUCAAGGGAGUCUGCUCCAGCCAUUCAUUUACUACAGAUUUCUAACAUUACGCUACUCUUCUCGGAGGAACCCUUACUGCAGGACUCUCUUCACUGAGUUGAGAAUUGUUGUUGAACAUUUAAUAAUGAAGCCCUCAUGCCCUGUUUUUGUAAGAAGACUAUGUCUCAGCAGCAUUUCCUUUAUAAGCAGAUUGGCACCAACUGCUGCAUAGCCAAAUUUCAGACACGUGUCUAUUGUGAACAUUAUGAGCAGCUGGCACUUCUGCUGAUGAUUAAAUUUCUGGUUUUACAGUGAUCUCACUCCAGGCUGUAUAAAAAUGUGUCUUUGCUUUUCUCGGAGAUAAUAUAAAAUUUAGCAUAUCAAAUGUAAGUCAUGGGAACUUUAAAAUUACUGUGCUAUAUGGUAAUUGGUGGGAAAAAAAAGUAGCUGCAUUCUAUCCUAAACGUGCCCAGUCUUGCAGAAUUGUUUCUUAGAAAUCAUUAGUUGUUGGAUGCUGAUUAAAACUCUUUAAGAAGCCUGUGCAUAAUAGGUUUAUACUAGCUGGAACCAUUGCUAUGGUAGGAUUUCUCUAGCAGGUAGCACUGGUACAUAGACCUAGGCAGUACAUGUUGGACAGUAUUCUUCUGCUUACUAAAAAUAUAUAGAAUUAUUGUCCAAAUUAUUAUAUUCAGUGAAAAAUAUUGCCCACGUUUAAUUUAACAACAUUUAAAGGUUGUCAAGCUGGUAUAGUUGACGCCUUUUCAGAGGGAGAGCCUAUUCUCAUGUCAUUUAAAGAUAAGGUAAAAGCUCAGAAGUGUUAUGAUGUAGCCUUCUGUUAGGUUGCUGGGGGAAAUCUCAAGGCUCUGACCAUGGAGGAUUCAGCUGUCUUGUCAAAACAAGAUGUUUUACCAAGCCAAAUUGCUGACCUGGAGGCUUUUCAGACAAAGAUGCAAUGCUUAAACUUUUAACCAUCUCUUAAGUGAACUAAUCAAUGUAAAUGUUGUAACUUUUGGAGAAUCAUUGCGGAUGUGUUCUUGUGUCUACACAAAUGUGAGACUGCAGUAAUUCAAGCAUGUCUGCUUUUUAGAAGAUUAAUCUGUAGCUAGCUCUGUAUAAAUUGUUAUUCCAGUUUCUGAGACUCUUAUUGUAAUGGGAAAUUUGCAUAAAGGAUUGCACCUGUUCAGGCAGCUAUUGAAACAAAUUGCUGUAGGAUUUUUUGGCAUAAAUCCAUCUUAUGACUGAUGUGAAGGCAGCAUCAUGACUACAGAAGUGAAUAUUAAGUUGAGUGCCGAUUAUGUAUUCACCCGGCAGCUGAAAGGUAGGUCAUGGAAAAAGAGUAUUAUCUGCCCGAAUAUAAUGUCUUUCCAUAAGUUCAAGGCAAAGUAUUUGCCUAAUCUUAACUGGAGCUAAUGUUAAUAUUCUAAUUACAUAAAAUUAAAUGGGAUAAUUGGCCUUUUGUAAAAAUCCUAAGGUACUGCGUUCUUCUUCCGUGGUCAGAGAAAUGUGAAACACUUCUGAAAACAUUCUCAGAGCAAAGAAUGUAACUACUGAGUUAUCUUGUUUGCAGUGUGGAUGUAAUUUGGCCUUUUCAGAUGUUUUAGCUUGCAAUUUUAGAACCGUGUAUUUACACAUAAUUUUUUUGCUCAACCUCUUGGUACUAAUAAGGACCUGUUUUUGGUAAUUGAAUAUAUGAUACUCUUUGACUUCGCAUCUUGCUUUCUGAACAUGAUUACUUAUUUAUAGAACACUCGCAUACUGCAUAAACAACUGCAUGCAGUACUGCUUUACAGCUGCUAAGACUUGCAACAAGAUUCACUAUGUGUAUAUCCUGUAACUUGAGGAUUUUAUAAAACCUAAAAUUUUUACUGCAAUAAAAGGAGUGUUAAAUGUAAUUUGCUAGGCUCUUCAAGCUUAUUUUCGUUUUAACAGAAUGUGCUGAUACUUGAACCUCGAAGUUGAGCAGAAUGCAGUCUUGUGCUUAUAUGCGUGCACACUUGCCACUGCAGCUCUUGAAAUGGGACAACUCAGUGUCUUGUGCAUCUCUCUAAGUCAUAUUACAGAAAUUUUUGCUUUCUACAAUGCAAAAAUUUAUUGCUCUUUCCUUCAAAGCUUAACCCAAAAGUAGGCACUACAGCAAUGAUCUCAGAGGAGAAAUCUAGACCUGCUUCUUUGCCAUUUCACCUCUUCAGCACUGUUCUAGACCUUUUCAUAAACUAUAUGUUUUUGACUGGUGACAUCAGGCUCUGUUCAACUCUUUGCUUCUGAAUUGGGCAUCUUAAGUUCACCCCCCCAUCCUGGAAAGAGAAAGCAAAUAAAUGCUUUGGUAGUUAAUGUAAGCAUAACAACAUGUUUCUUUUGAGCAAGUUCUUCUGAUCAAAGACAGCUGCUGUGAGUGUGGUCUACUGUUCUUUAACUAUAUGCUGUCAUUAAAUUUGAGUGUGAAUUGGAAUUAAUAUAUUGCUGCUGUAACGGAAGGUUGCUAAGUCUGAGAUGCAGCUCUGUGAAUGGGGAAAGGUGAUUAAAAGGAAUAAGUGAAUGAGAUUACAGUGCAAAUCUAAACGUGGAUGUGAAACAAGCACUUUUUUGAUAAGUGGUAUUAAAAUGGGUUGCAGAGAAAUGUUUUGUCAUAGAAGGAGCUUGGUUUGGCUAGUGCUAUUCUCUUGGCUUUGUCAAAAGCUGCUUGACAAAACUGAGGCCUGGAUUUUGCUUGUGGCCUGGUGAAACUUAGAGGAGUGCCUCAGAAGUAUUGAAUAAAGGGAUAAGAAUAAUUUCCAAGCAAAAUAAACCAGGCAGCUCACCUGCACUCCGCAUCAACUUUGUUUUUAUUUAUUGUAGCCUUAUGUUGCCUUCCUGGUAAAACCAAGCUUUCUCAAUGCUAACAAAAACCAUUCUGCUCAUGUGCCUACUUCCUUAAUAACUGUUACUAUUCAUAUUACUUUGCUGUCAGCAGCUUGCUAUAACAGAAAUCUGUGAUAGCAGAAAGCGGUGAACCCCAAAUAUGAAGCAGAAGAGCUUUUGUCAUGGUGAAUGGUUGCCUACUAGAUAGCGCUAUUGUUCCCACUGAUAGGAAUCACACUGGUAAUUGUUUUAUUGUCUCAGCUUCCAUAAGUUAAAAGUGAUGUUGGAUACGUUUUUGGGUAGGUGCAAUCCUUGCUGUUCACAGGUCUGCUGUAGGUGUGAUAUUCUAGCGUAAUACUUAACCUGUUCUGUUCUCACCUGUAGAUAAAGAAAACAUCAGGACCAGUUGGGUCUAUUGGGAGCAGCUACUGCCAGUUGAGAUUUCUUACACACAAAGUAACCCACUAAUGCACAUCCAUCUUUUCCUUUUUAUCAUUAGGCUCCCAUAUUGUCAUGUUUGCUGUGCAGAUCUCUAAUUAAGCAAGUAUAGUUCUUGUCCAUUUUACAGAUAGGAAUUGAAGUGUGCGAGGAAAGGUUCAUCUCCUGAAGUGAUAUAAGAACUCUAGCAGAGCAAACAAUGGGAGGGAAAAACAAAAAUUGGGCAUUGGAGGGGCUGGUGAUUUGUUGCUAUACCAUGUAUGAUUCGGUCCUGUUUCCAAAAAGUACCGUAUCUUGCAGUGCUCAGAUUAAAGCUGGGAAAGACCAUAGAGCUAGAAGAGCAUGUUCCUUUAAAAUGUCACAAACUGCUUCGUACUUGGGAGAGCUCGGUAUGGCUCUGGUGUCUUUCUGUUGAGGGAAGAAAUAUGUGGCUGUGAGAUCAUGAGCACUUUCUGUGCUAGAUUUUAAUAGGCUAUGCCGAUCUGUUGCAAUUGUCUAUAAUUGCUGCCUAUAUUUGUGGUUAGAGUAUACUGAAAUAGUGUAUCUCUAUCCUUUAUUCCAAAGAUACGUUAUCAGUGUGGAUCAUGUAAUUGAAUUUAAUCUUAAACGUGGAUUCAACAAUACCUUUUUAAUGAACUGUCAGCAUUACUUAUUAAACUUUUUGCAAAAGCCAGCUCUGUGAUAAUGGCAGAUAUUGCCCAGGUAAGGGAGUUUCAUAGCUUAGCUCCGUGCCAUCCAGAUGGUACAAAUUUCUCAAAUGAAUUGAGAAAUUCAUCUUUUACUUGCAUUGAAGGACUGAGGCACAAAAUGCUAAUGUAAGGCUCAGAGGGGAAAUAUAGUUCUCCUGCAUAUUUGAGAAAAUGUGAAGCCCUUUCAAGAAAAUCUAAUAAACAUAAUAAUCACAGGCUGCUGACACUAAGGAAAAAGCACCUCAUUCGCUCUUUCUUUUAUGCAGCAAUUUACCGGUCCCUACUGAUUUUCAAAUUGGAUCACUGCAGUAAAUUAUCCAUGCCAGUACCUGUGAAGGAAAGCAUUGGGAUCCAUAUUUGUUUAGUGCUGUGCUUAAAUCAGCAGGAAUGAUAAAUUUGAUGGUAUAAAAUUGGAAAUACCAGGGGCUUUUCUCAGUGAAUGAGCAAGUAACUCCCUUAGUAAUUUACUGUGACCCUUCUCACUGUAUGCGCUUUGUAUGUCAAAUAUUUAUUUCAAAACAAAUUUAAUUGUUUUCUGUAUUGAUACAGCUACGGUUUGGUUGAUGUUAUUGAAAUCGAAUUGUAUAUAUAUAUUUUUUUCUGGAUGUAAGAUACUAUCAGUGUUACAUUGCAAAAUGGCGCUUGUUUAGAUUUCAGAGAUUGCAUUCCUGACCAAAAUCUUUAUGUGCUCAAUGUCUUAAGUGUGUGUUGUUUUGGUUUUUGUUUGUUCUGUUUAGGAUAGUGCAGGGAAUGCUGAGCUACUGCAGCUUGCUGUUUGCUUUUCCAGAUAAAACUAUUAAGCUGCAUAUUAGAACAAAAAGCUGAUCCUUGUUUUUUCAGUCAUUGGAACCAUUCUGCUUUACACGUAUUGUUUGUAAUAAUAUCUUCUGUGAAAAUCUAACUAUGUGCUCAGUUUACUGCUGGAUUUCCAUGCACAUCUUUAGUAGAGAAGGUUAACUACCUGUUUUGGCAGUAGUCUUGUCCUGUGAAUCUUCACAUAGGUUACUUUGUGUGAUGUAAUCAUAGUCACAUAGCUACAUAAGAGCAACUGCUGAUCUGAUAGAAUGGUCUUAGCCAGCACUUGCUGCUUGGAAUUUAUAUCUGUGUAGUAUUUUCUUUUGUAAGAAGUAAGCAAAAUCAUGAACCAGUAUGGUUUAAAAAUGUGACCCUGUGUUAUCCUCCUCUCGUGGGCUCAGCUGUUUAGUGAUGGCAUAUUUAAGUGCUUCUGUUCAACUCCAGCUCAAAUCACAUGGGAUUUAUUCUGUCACUGUUGGCUGCUACCACAGAGUUGCAGUCCUACGUUGCUUCUGGAGAAGCAGUAGUAUGAAUGAUAUUCUAAGGAGUCACAAAAGAUCUUACUCUUUAAAGAAAAUGGUUAAUGGGAAUUAAUUUCCCUUUACCUGGAGUUUGGCAUGUUUGACUCAUCUUGAGCAGUCUGGAAUCCUGCCUAGAGAGAAGAAAGCAGUUUUCUUGAGAAGGAGGAAGGAUUGUGAUAUUUUAAUUUGCAUUGUGUGCCCCUGUGAAUGUUCACCUAUGCACUUUGGCAACGUGAAGAGUUUGUUGCAUGGAGAUGGUGCAUCAGCCAGUCAAGAUAUUUGACAGGAAAAUUAAGUUGGAAAAUCAGAUAUGAGGGUGCAGGGCUAGAUUAUCAGCAAGGGUUAAUGUCAGCUGCGCUUUUCAUAAAGGGAGAAACCGAAAAGACUGGGGAGAAAAAAGAAAAUGGGAAAGAAUUCAGCUCCUAGGUAACUGAGGUAUGGAAAUUCUAUGGCACAUUAUAGCUUCCACAAACCCCAAUUUACCAUCCAUGAUUUUGCGAUGACAGUAUCCUCUGGACAGCAUUUAAAUUUUCUAGCUCCUAAGUUAUGUCUACUUUAUUCUGUAUAAAAACAACAUUGGAAUCUUUAGAUGCUGCUAUGCUGUAUGAGAGCAGACAGGCUGGUCUCGGUCUACCUGGAGGGAAAAAUAAAGGAGCUGUGGGAUUAUGUGGUUUUGUACAUAAUGUUUGAGACUUCUGUAGUGGAAAAGUAAAGAAAUAAAGCUUUACUAUGACCUGUA
Coturnix japonica (Japanese quail) is the source of this 6678-nucleotide messenger RNA. It is a transcript of the gene TMEM33, whose product is annotated as transmembrane protein 33. Lineage: Eukaryota; Metazoa; Chordata; Aves; Galliformes; Phasianidae. Gene Ontology annotation, biological process: endoplasmic reticulum tubular network organization; membrane organization. The record is from RefSeq and is a predicted model, not a curated record. Gene Ontology annotation, cellular component: endoplasmic reticulum; membrane.